Colletotrichum higginsianum IMI 349063 is the source of this 1164-nucleotide messenger RNA. RefSeq names its product GA4 desaturase. The transcript is spliced from 2 exons. Lineage: Eukaryota; Fungi; Ascomycota; Sordariomycetes; Glomerellales; Glomerellaceae. The record is from RefSeq and is a predicted model, not a curated record. Gene Ontology annotation, molecular function: oxidoreductase activity. The coding region runs from base 1 to 1164 and encodes 387 amino acids.
AUGGCGUUAGACAAGAUUGCAUCAAAUCUGUCCAAGGUCUCGGGAUCUGCUUCUCUCGACAGUCCGCGGCAGGUUUUGGGCUCUUUCAACUACUACAAUGGCUCUGGCAUCCCCGCUCUCAACGACCUCACCAUCAUCGAAGGAACAUCGCCGGACAACAAGACAUACCAGUUGCCCGUGACAGACCUGCGCUCCCUCCCCACCCCCCUAUCCAGCUACACGCACGAGAAGCAUGGGUUCCAGAUUGUGCGUCAACCCCUCCCCAUCUCCCCUUCGCCGGCCGCGGUCCACGACCACAGGGUGAUGACGAAGGAGUACUACCCCUCCAUGACGGCCCUGCUGAAGAAGACCCUCGGCGCGCGCUGCGCCGUCGUGCGCAAGCACUCCCUGCGCGACAUACCGGACUGGGCGCCCGUGGGCAUGAACCCGGAAAUCGGGUUCGAGAUCGAGUCCCUGGCCCCCUUCAGCAUCGCGCACUCGGACUACACGCCGGCGGGGGCGCGCGGGCACUUCCGCGCGAUGAAGGAGCCCGACUGGUUCGUCGAGAACGACGUGACGGACGGGUCGACGACGGCGGCGGAGCGCGACGAGUUCUUCCGGCUGCGACGGGCGAUCAUCGACGCCGAAGACCGCGCCGUCGCCGAAGCCGGCAUCGGGCCGGAGGUGGUGCGGGGCCAGCGGGCGCAGCCGAGGGGCGGCCACUGGGACUGGGACGGCGCCAACUACAAGGGUCCGCGGUAUGCCUUCUUCAGCAUCUGGCGCGCGUGGGAGACGGUCCGUCGGGACCCGUUGGCCGUCAUGGACAUGAGCCGCCCCGUGUCCCGGAAGGUCGAGUACGCCCCCCUGACGCGGACGUACCGGGACCGCCCGGGGUGUGUGCCGUUUUACUACAGCCAGAACGCGCUGAUCCGACCCCUGGGAUGGAGGAGGAGGAGGAGAGACUCCGGGUUCGAGGCAGGGGCCCAUGGGGACGACGACGACGACGACGACGCGACAGGGGACGGCGAGCCCGCGUGGUGUUACCUCAGCGAGCAGACGCCCGAGGAGGUCUACUUUCUCAAGUUCUACGACAGCGAGGCCCUGGUGCGCAGGGGCAAGGGGCAGGACGACGUUCAGUUGCUGUGUCGAGGGGGCGGAGACGGCGCCGACUCGGAGGAGCUGUGA